This is a messenger RNA of Trachemys scripta elegans, 1441 nucleotides long. It is a transcript of the gene NAB1, whose product is annotated as NGFI-A binding protein 1. Gene Ontology annotation, cellular component: nucleus. Lineage: Eukaryota; Metazoa; Chordata; Testudines; Emydidae. Gene Ontology annotation, biological process: negative regulation of DNA-templated transcription. The record is from RefSeq and is a predicted model, not a curated record. Gene Ontology annotation, molecular function: transcription factor binding; transcription coregulator activity.
GUUCUAUCAUCUGUGAUGGCGUCAGCUUUACCCAGAACCCUUGGGGAGUUGCAACUCUAUCGAAUAUUACAAAAAGCAAAUCUCUUAUUCUACUUUGAUGCCUUCAUUCAGCAGGGAGGUGAUGAUGUGCAACAGCUAUGUGAAGCAGGCGAAGAGGAGUUCUUGGAGAUAAUGGCUCUCGUAGGCAUGGCUAGCAAGCCUCUUCAUGUCCGAAGACUGCAAAAGGCUUUGAGGGACUGGGUCACAAACCCUGGUCUUUUUAAUCAGCCUCUCACUUCUUUACCAGUCAGUAGCAUUCCAAUCUAUAAAUUACCAGAAGGGUCCCCUGCUUGGCUGGGAAUAUCCUGCCCUAGUUACGAAAGGAAUAGUAAUACCAGGGAGCCUCACUUGAAGAUUCCAAAAUGUGUUGCCACCACAUGCGUGCAAAGUGUGGGUGCGGGCAAAUCUGAUGUGGUAGGAAACUUAGCGCUGCAGAGUGGCAAUGAACCAAGACUCUGGCAAGGUCACCACACUACAGAGAGCGAACACAGCCUUUCCCCUGCUGACCUUGGCUCUCCAGCUUCACCAAAGGAAAACACUGAGACUCUAGAUGCUGCGGCUGCUCUGUCAGUUGCCGAAUGCGUGGAACGUAUGGUUCCCUCCCUGCCCAAAAGUGACUUGAAUGAGGUAAAGGAGUUACUGAAAACGAACAAGAAGCUGGCAAAGAUGAUUGGUCACAUUUUUGAGAUGAAUGACGAGGACCCUCGCAAAGAGGAGGAGAUUAGGAAAUACAGUGCAAUAUAUGGCAGAUUUGACUCGAAAAGAAAGGAUGGCAAACAUCUCACCCUCCAUGAGCUAACAGUUAAUGAAGCAGCCGCUCAGCUGUGUGUUAAAGAUAAUGCAUUGUUAACCAGGAGAGAUGAACUCUUUGCGCUGGCUCGGCAGAUCUCUCGAGAAGUUACAUACAAGUACACUUACAGGACCACCAAAUCUAAAUGUGGAGAUAGAGAUGAACUGUCACCGAAGAGAAUUAAGCUAGAGGAUGGUUUUCCUGAUUUCCAGGACACAGUCCAGACACUUUAUCAACAAGAGAAAGUACCACUUGCCUUGGCCAAAGGCAAAAGUGAAGAUUUGGCAGCUCUUAAUUCCCAGUCUGAAAAGGUGAUGGCAAAACAGAUGGAGUUUCUUUGUAACCAAGCAGGGUUAGAGAGACUACAACACUCAGAGAGACGCCUUUCCACAGGGUACUACAGACAAAGCUCAGAAGAGCACAGCCCCAAUGGCAUGACGUUAGAUAAUGCGGAUGGACAAGGUGAGAGGCCCCUGAAUCUCCGAAUGUCAAAUCUGCAAAAUAGACAGUUGCAACACAUUUCGCUAGAUGGAGAGCAGCACGUAGGAAAACCUCUGUGCAGUGACCUGAUCCGACUUUACUCCAGUGGUGAGGCAAAGUCUCAGCCCUCAG